This is a messenger RNA of Crotalus tigris (Tiger rattlesnake), 3709 nucleotides long. RefSeq names its product mex-3 RNA binding family member D (gene MEX3D). The record is from RefSeq and is a predicted model, not a curated record. The transcript has 2 exons. Gene Ontology annotation, molecular function: RNA binding. NCBI's taxonomy places the organism in Eukaryota, Metazoa, Chordata, Lepidosauria, Squamata, Viperidae. Bases 327 to 2336 code for a protein of 669 amino acids.
GAGGCGCCAUCGGGUAGGGGUGCUGCCGGCAGCCUCCGCUCGGACUCCCCGCCCCGUCCAACCUACCUCCUUCCCUCCCUCCCCUCCGCUCCGGGCCGGGCUGCUGGAUGAAGGCGGCGGCAGGGCCAGCAAACAAAGGAGGAGGAGGAGGAGGCAGGGGGGCGGGAUCCUAGGCGAGCGGAGCCGAUCUGGGGGCGGUGCGGCGGCGGCAGCAGCAGCCCGAGAGAGCGACCCGAAGCCGGAGGCAGAGAGCCCGUCCCAGGCUGGGGGGGCAGCAGGAGGAGGAGGAGGAGGAGGAAGAGGCGGAGGGGGAGCUGCAGGCAGCCAUGCCCAGCGCCAUCUACCAGCUGGAUGGAGAAGCCUCCCGCUGCUGCCCCCCGCCUGGCUUGGGCGGGCUGCUGACCCCCCAGAUCGCACAGCAGCCGGCUUGUUCCGGCAGCAGCUUCGCCCUGCCGGCCGGCCCCGAGCAGCCCAGCCUGGAGCCGCCUUCCCCGCCUCUCCUGCAAGAAGCCGAGGCGCCCCGAGACCCCGCGGCGGAGCUUUCCCUGGCCUUGGAGCAGCUUUCCAUCUUAGGGCUGGCGGCAGAGGAGGAGGAGGAAGAAGAAGAAGAGGACGGAGAAGGCGGGAGAGACGAAGCGGAGGAGGACAGGCAGCAGCAGCAGGAGGAGGAGGCGGCGGCCAAGGAGGAUGGAGGAGGAGGAGGAGGACCACGACUCGAGGACGACCUGAUGGAGGCAGGUGAUCCAGGAGGGCUGGACCCCUUCAGCUACCAUGGGCUGCCCCCCCUGGCAGCAGCGCCGCCCGCAGGUGGGGGCCUGGUCCUGCUGGACGCCGAGGGCAGCCCCCCCGCCUCCAACUCCGUCUCCCCCGUGGAGAUCCUCGGGGCCUUCCAGCCCCAUCUGGGACACCCCCCUCCGCCACAGCACCCCCUGCUGGCCGGGCAGCUGGGCAUCAUCGGCAGCCGCAAGAAGAGUGUCAACAUGACAGAAUGCGUCUCGGUGCCCAGCUCGGAACAUGUGGCAGAAAUCGUGGGCCGUCAAGGAUGCAAGAUCAAAGCCCUGAGAGCGAAAACUAACACUUAUAUCAAAACACCGGUGAGAGGAGAGGAACCCAUUUUUAUUGUGACAGGGCGGAAAGAGGACGUGGAGAUGGCCAAGCGAGAGAUCCUUUCGGCUGCCGAGCACUUCUCCGUGAUCCGGGCCACUCGCAACAAAGUCAACGGCAUGGCUGGCUCCAUUCUGGCGCCUCCAAACCUCCCCGGGCAGACCACCAUCCAAGUAAGGGUCCCUUACCGCGUGGUCGGGCUAGUGGUGGGCCCAAAAGGAGCCACCAUCAAGCGCAUCCAGCAACAGACACACACCUACAUCGUGACCCCAAGCCGGGACAAGGAACCGGUCUUUGAGGUGACGGGCAUGCCGGAGAAUGUGGACCGGGCGCGGGAGGAGAUUGAGGCCCAUAUUACCAUGAGGACGGGCUCCUUCAUCGACAUCAACAUCAACAACGACUUUCAUUCCAACGGCACCGACGUUUGCCUCGACUUGAUGGGGGGCAAUCCAUCCAGCCUGUGGUCAAAAGCACCUCACCCUGCCCGACGGACUGUGCCCAGUUUACGCAAUGAUAACCUUGGUUCCUCGGGUAGUGCUACUUCGGCCACCGAGCCUUACUUCGGGGGCCAUGUGGCUGAAAGCCCCCCUACGGGCUCCUUUGUUUCCAGCAACAGCAGUUACUCUUUCAGCGAACCCCCAGCCCCCGGACUGGGCUCUGAAGACGGUGAUUUUGGGUUUGACUUCUUGGCCUUGGACCUCACCACACCAACCACCAUCUGGUCCCCCUUUGAGGCUCCCAAUAACCCUCUCCAGGUCUUCAGCAGUUCUUCCACCUCCUCAGUGAACGGAAAUGCUCAGAGACGCAACAGCAUGCUCAGCACCACCGCCACGCCUCGGCAUUCCCCCACCCUUCCAGAGCCUGCUGUGGCUCUGGAGCAUCCUUUGGCCCGGCGCAUCCAGAGCGAUCCAGUCAGUGCCCUGUCCUGGCUGCCGGCCCAGGGCUCCAUGUCAUCCUUCUCCAACAGCACCGGCUACUCCUCCUCUUCCCCGUUACCAAGCAGCAUUUCCGCCACUUCCGGCUCGCCUACUGAUUCUAACAGUUCGGAACGGGCUCGCAAGAAUUCCCGCGAGUGCAUGGUGUGCUUUGAGAGCGAAGUGAUUGCUGCCCUCGUGCCCUGUGGCCACAACCUCUUCUGCAUGGAGUGUGCCAUGCGCAUCUGUGGCCGGGUGGAGCCCCAGUGCCCUGCCUGCCACACGCCAGCCACGCAAGCCAUCCAUAUUUUCUCAUAGCCACUGAGUGGGUGGGACUCACCAUGCAUUUACUGCCCCACACACACACACACAAACACACUUCCUUUCCCUCCAAAACAAACCCACAAGAACAACAAAGAACAUGGCUUUUUUCAAACGUCUAAUUGUUUAUAUCAACCUUUUUUUGGAAAUCAGAACUUGUGAAAGAACCUGGAGGGGUGGGAGGGGAAAUGGAAUAUGUCUUUUGAACCUUGCCUGGUGAAAGGAGAUACGUCGUUGAGGUAGAGAGAGGGAAAAUAAUAAUGGUGGUGGGAGGGGAAGAUUAGAUAGAGUCUUCACCAUUUAGGGCAGCUUUCAGAUGUGUCAGUUUCAACUCCCAGAAUUCCCUGUCAUGAGCACUGCUGAGAAUUCUGGGACUUGAAUACCACACACCUAAGGGCUGAAUUGUAUUUUGUGCUUGGUAAGAGGACAAAACACAGAGCCAGCUUUCAGAGCUGGGCAAAAAAAAAAUAUCUGUUCAAAUAUUGUUUACAGAAUAGCUUUAACUCUCAACCCCAGAAGCACAGGCCGGGUUGGGUUAAAUGUUUGCUGUUCCUUAUGCCCUUUUCCCCCCAAACAGUAUUUCUUUUUGCAAAGAUAAAUCAAGCAAAAGUCCAUGUGCACUUUUAAGAUUUUCUUUCUUUCUUUCUUUCUUUCUUUCUUUCUUUCUUUCUUUCUUUCUUCCUUCCUUCCUUCCUUCCUUCCUUCCUUUCUUUGCUUCCUUCCUUUCUUUCUUUGCUUCCUUCUUUCCUUCUUUCUUUUCCUUCCUUCCUUAUUAUUAUUAUUCCUUUACUCUUUUUGUAUGCAGUUCUGAAGAGAAAGAAAGCGUGAACAUGAUUUUUCGUUGUUGGCAAGACAAGUGUUAUCUUACUUGGCUGGUCCCCCAAAUUAUAUAAAUUGAUAUUAACUCUCAAGGGGGACCAAUAAGCUGGAGGGAGAAGUCAGGCAGGCUCCCUUAGGGAGGGCAAAGAAGGAAAAAUAAAUAUCAGCAUAAUACGCACACGCAAAAAAGUCUCUUUUUUAUGUUGGACUUUUUAAAGUUUAUUUUUUACCUCUGUGUAUAUGUAGGGAAUUUCUAGGAAAAUAGUUACUUUAUUGAAUAAAUUUUAAGAACUAAAAUAUAUUUUAUUUUUUAAGAAAAGGGGCUUGGCAUUGGGUGGGGGCAAGGACCAGACCCUAACCAUCCAACGUCUAAAGUUCUGAAAUAUAUACAUAUAAAUAUAUAUAUAUUUGUUGAUCUGACUUGACAGUUAUGAAAAUUGUAUCCAGAGUUUUAUUUUUUUUUUAAACUUCAAAGCCUUCUUAAUAAUAAUAAUGAUAAUGCUGAUGAUGAUUAUGAUGAUAAUAAUAAUAAAAGACUUUUUACUAUCUGA